AUGGAUCAUUGGGAUCCAGCAUUGGUCAAUCCUCUCGCGGCUCAGCGCCCAGUGUUGCUGAUUGAUAAUGCUGGAGUUGGCCGAUCCGAGGGUGAAAUUCCCGAUACCUACCCCGACUGGGCAGCGCAUUACACUGCCGUAAUCAAGCAGAUUCUUGGCCAGAACAGCAAGGUUGACGUAUUUGGUUAUUCGAUGGGCGGCUGCGUUGCGCAGCUUAUGGCCCUGAACGCGCCAGAACAGGUGCGACGAUUGGUGCUGGGCGGGACGAUUCCCAGUUCCGGAGACGGCGUUAGGCCGUCUCCCGAUGGCAAGGCAUUCAAGCGCCUCAAGGCGGCCAAGACUGUGGAGGAGGAGCGGCAAGCUUUCCUGGAUGGGUUCUUUGUGCAUUCCGAGCGCAGUCGGGAAGCGGGCAACAAGGCAUGGGAGCGCAUUAUCAACAACCGAUGCGAUGCCGGCGAGGUCAGAUGCGAACCAGUGCCUCCAGGGCCAGCUCAUAAGCAGGCGCUUGCGUUUGUCAGGUUCAUGGAUAAGAAAAAUGCUUCCCAAGGCAGCUACGAGCGGCUCCGACAGCUGCGUCUGCCCGUGCUAAUCGCCAAUGGCUGCGAUGAUUUGCUGCUACCUACUGACAACAGCAUCCUGAUGUGGAAAAUGCUUAGCUCCGCGGAUGCACGACUACAUCUGUUUCCAGAUUCAGGGCACGGGUUCCUGUAUCAAUACGCCGAUGAAUUCGCAAGUCUUGUGAAUGGUUUCCUUGGCGCCAAUAGCAGUAGCAGCAACAGUGGCGACGGCGGCAGUAGCUCGACUCGCGGCAGUCGGCUCUGA
Molecule: messenger RNA, 822 nt
Organism: Trichoderma gamsii
Lineage: Eukaryota; Fungi; Ascomycota; Sordariomycetes; Hypocreales; Hypocreaceae
Exons: 2
Coding region: 1-822 (273 amino acids)
Source: RefSeq, a predicted model, not a curated record